AUGAGACAGAAACAUGGUUGGGAAGGAAAACCUGAACAGCCCAAUAUCUGCUCAUUCUGCAAUAAAACAUUUACCCAGAAAUCGUCAUUAACAAGGCAUCUUAAACAUAUCCACAAUACUUUCCCUACUGCUGCUAAUGAUGUUUCUUUGUUACCCUCCAAUUCUCAUGUCUCCAUAUCUUCGACAUCACCCUCCAAUAUCAAUUCACCAGCUCCAUUUACCUUGGCUCCUCUUCAGGUUUCCUUAGUUCGUGACAAAUCCUUUCCUUCACCUACGCAUUCUACUUCAACAUCCAAUCAACAUAUCUCCAAACCUUGGCCAUCACUUUCCAAUUACAAUUCUUUGGCUCCGUCUACCUCACCUCGUUACACAUUAUCUCCCCAACCAUCAACAUCAACAACAUUAUCUCCACAACCAUCAACAUCAACAACAUUACCUCCCUACAUGUCUUUAUCUCCACAACAUUCAACAUUAACAUCACCUCCCUGCAUGUCAUUAUCUCCGCAACCUUCCACAUCUUCAACCUCACCCCCCUACAUGGCAUUAUCUCCACAACAUUCACCAUUAACAUCGCCUCCCUACGUAUUCCUAUCUCCACCACCUGCUACAUCAUCCAUCUCAACUCCCUACAUGUCUUUAUCUCCGCAACCUACCACAUCUUCAACCUCAGCUCCCUACAUUUCAUUAUCUCCACAACACAGCACACAAUUUAUGAAAUGA
Messenger RNA from Ctenocephalides felis (cat flea), 720 nucleotides. RefSeq names its product mucin-7-like. The transcript has a single exon. The record is from RefSeq and is a predicted model, not a curated record. Bases 1 to 720 code for a protein of 239 amino acids. Lineage: Eukaryota; Metazoa; Arthropoda; Insecta; Siphonaptera; Pulicidae.